GUAGAAGUAGAACACAACUAAAGCACUGUAUUUUGAGAAUUAGAUUGAUAAUCUUAAUCCUGUGGCGAUCUGUGCAAAUCAAUGAAAUAGUUUUUUGGAAUUAGUUGUUAAACUGAAGAUGAAGAUUUCCCGAAACAAGGUGUCUGGUAGAGUUGAUAAUGGAUCGACACGAGCAAGAGUGAAGAAGAAGGUGCUUAAAGGCAGCAAUAGCAUACCAAAGGAACAUCAUCAAAUCACACUUCCACUUCAACUUGAUGAGACCAAUGGGAACUGUGAACUAUGUGCUUAAUAUCAUUUCCAAAACACUAGAUUUUGACAACCACUUUCAAUUUGCUGCCGUCUGCAAGAAUUGGAGAGCUUUUCAUAAAAUUUACUGGACAAAUUUUUUGGCAUCCCAACAACCACUACUUGUUCAACUUUCGUUUCAUAAUAAGGGAUCAUUUUGCUUUGUUACCAUACCAGCCCAAAAAGUUUAUUGCUCAACCAUGGCCAACUUCCUCUUCCACUCUGUGUUUGUUACGUCUUCUAGUGGAUAUUUUAUCAUGGCGAGCUCCAAUAAUUCAUUUUCGCUAAUCGAUCCAUUCACAAGAAUAAACAAGGUAACCAAUAUUUGUACCUUUGAAUAUUGUGAUAUACAUUUCGCGAGCGAUAAGCAUGCCUUGCUUGCUUUUGACAAAUGCUCUGAGGAAUUUGUCUUAGUGGUUUUAUGCAAACGCCGUUUGUAUGUCUAUCAAUCUCGAAAUUGUGGUUGGGUUAGUUAUUCAACGAUGAAAAAUGGAGAGCAAGUUACUGACUUUGUGGUUUUGCAUAAUAUAAUAUAUGUUGUCACAAACAAGGUCAACAUAGGGGUUCUCAGCCUGAACUCUGCAAAUAUUAAAUUUAUAAAACUGAAGAGUACUCCGAGGUUAAGAUGGCGCUUAGAGCUUAAGUUGGUCAAUUGUGAUGAGCAACUAUUAUUGGUUGAAAUAUGCGGCGAUUUAGUACUUAAAGUGUACAAGAUAGACUUUUCAACCAUGGAUUAUGUUGAACUGAAAACUUUGGGCGACAUUGCAUUGUUUUAUACUGUGAAUGGACACUGUUAUGCAUCGAGCAACCCGAGCAGGUGGGGAUACGAGAGCAACUCCGUGUAUGUCAUGGCUUCUUUCUAUCCAGAAUGUCGUGUGUAUUCAGGGGAUGAUAGUGAAUUACAUAGAAAAUUACAGAAGUACAUUACGAUUCCAGUUCCUCUUGGAAUACGUACCUUCCCGGCUGAUUGGUAUUUUAGACAUAUAAAAUAUGAGAUAGAUUAUUCUCUAGUUGAGUAACUUAUAUAUUUCCAAUGCAAUUAUUUAUAUAAUAUUUCAAUGUGAGAAUUACAGUAUGUUUGUAAU
Trifolium pratense (red clover) is the source of this 1370-nucleotide messenger RNA. RefSeq lists its product as uncharacterized. The coding region runs from base 255 to 1304 and encodes 349 amino acids. The record is from RefSeq and is a predicted model, not a curated record. The transcript has 3 exons. NCBI's taxonomy places the organism in Eukaryota, Viridiplantae, Streptophyta, Magnoliopsida, Fabales, Fabaceae.